Dipodomys ordii (Ord's kangaroo rat) is the source of this 2427-nucleotide messenger RNA. RefSeq names its product guanylate-binding protein 4-like. Gene Ontology annotation, biological process: defense response to Gram-positive bacterium; defense response to protozoan. Gene Ontology annotation, molecular function: GTP binding; GTPase activity. The transcript is spliced from 11 exons. The record is from RefSeq and is a predicted model, not a curated record. NCBI's taxonomy places the organism in Eukaryota, Metazoa, Chordata, Mammalia, Rodentia, Heteromyidae.
UUGAUGCUCAGCUUUAAAAGCAGUGCUUUCCUGACAAGCCAGACAGAAGAACUCAGAGCCAAGGCAGCUGAGAACUUGUCUCCUGGCUACAGAGCCCACACAGAGGUUAACAUGGCAUCAGAAUCCACUGUGAUGGCCCCCAUUUGUCUAGUGGAAAAUGAGAAAGAGAAGCUGAUGGUGAACCCUGAAGCAGUCAAGGUUCUUGAAGCGAUUACACAGCUUGUGGUGGUGGUGGCCAUUGUAGGAAUGUAUCGUACAGGAAAAUCCUACCUGAUGAACCGCCUGGCAGGACACAACCAAGGUUUCCCUGUGGGCAGAACAGUGAGACCUCAAACAAAAGGCAUCUGGAUGUCGUGUGUGACGCACCCAAUGAAACCAAAUUUCACCUUGGUCCUUCUGGACACUGAGGGUCUGGGUAAUGUGGAGAAGGGUAAUCCUAAGAAUGACUCAUGGAUCUUUGCCUUGUCCAUUCUACUCAGCAGCACCUUUGUCUACAACAGUAUGGAAACCAUCAACCAGCAAGCCCUGGAGCAGCUGUCCUAUGUAACUGAACUAAGAGAGCUAAUCAGGGUAAAGUCCACUAAGAAGUCUGAUGAAAUGGAUGACUCUGAUGAAUUUGUGAGUUUCUUUCCAGACUUUGUCUGGGCUGUUCGGGAUUUCAUUCUGGAGCUGAAGUUAAAUGGCCAGCCCAUCACAGAGGAUGAAUACCUAGAGAAUGCCUUAAAGUUUAUUCCAGGUAUGAGUUUGAAAAUCCAGAAUGCCAAUGUGCUUAAGGAGUGUAUCAAGCAUUUCUUUCGAAAACGCAAAUGUUUUGUCUUUGAUAGACCUACAAAAGAAAAAAAACUCUUAGCUUAUAUUGAAGGCUUGCCAGAAGACCUGAUGGAUUUCACUUUCCAAGUACAAUCCAAAAACUUCUGUUCCUACAUCUUUGCCAAUGCAAAACCCAAGACUUUAAGAGAGGGAAUUAUUGUCACUGGGAAACGACUGGGGACUCUGGUGGAGACUUAUGUCAGUGCUAUCAACAGUGGAGCAGUGCCAUGAUUGGAAAACGCUGUGACUACCCUGGCCCAGUGAGAGAACUCAGCAACUGUGCAGAAGGCAGCCGACCACUACAGCCAGCACAUGGCUCAGCAAUUGAGGCUCCCCACUGAGGACUUCCAAGAGCUGUUGGAUGUGCAUGCGGCCUGUGAAAGAGAAGCCAUCGCAGUCUUCAUGGAGUUAUCAUUCAAGGAUGACAAGUGGGAGUUUCAAAAGGAUCUGAUGAACACCAUAGAGAGAAAGAAGGAAGAUUUCAUCCAACAGAAUGAAGAUGCAUCUGUUAAAUACUGCCAGAUGGAGCUGGAGAAAAUUUCCCAGUCUUUAAUAGAAAGCAUUUCCAAUGGCACUUUCUCUAUACCUGGAGGGCAUAAUCUCUACCUGGAAGGCAAGAAGAAGGUUGAGCAGGACUACAAGCUAGUUUCCAGGAGAGGGGUGAAGGCAAAUGAGGUUUUCCAGACAUUCCUGCAGUCCCAGGAUGCUAUAGAAAAAUUUAUCCUACACUCAGACAAAGCUCUCACUGCUGGAGUGAAGGCCAUAGCAGCUGAGCGGGCUGCAAAGAAAGCAGCUGAGAAGGAGCGGGAGGUGCUAAGACAGCAACAGAGGGAGCAGCAGCAAAAGAUGGAGGCCCAAGAGAAAAGCUACAAGGAAAAUAUGGCUAAACUACAGGAGAAGAUGGAAAGGGAAAGAGAGAAUCUGAUCAGAGAUCAGGAAAAGAAGCUGGAACACAAGCUGAAGAUUCAAGAAGAAAUGCUUAAGGAAAGUUUUAAAAGGGAAUAUGUACAUAUGGAUACCAAGAUUCGUUCACUGACAAAGGAGAUUGAAACAAUCGAAAAAAAGUGUGCUGAAAAACCCAAGAAAGAGGAUCUAUGGGGUGCAACGUUUGGUGGUUUUUACAUCAGUGUCAACAAAACAGAAUAGACUCAGGAUUUCUAUUAGGAGGUAAUAAAGAAGCCAUUCUUUUGUCUGAAUCUUAAUUUUCAAAUUGAUAUCAUGCUACUGUUUAAAAAGAUGAAAACAAAAAGGGGACACAGGAAUGGAGGGAUGGUGAGCAAAUGUAGUUAUGUUUUAACAAACAUUAUAUUAAAAAUGAAUGAUGUACUUUUGGGUAGGGACCAGAGGAAAAAAUAAGGGGAAAGUGAGAGAAGGGUGGACAUUACCCAAGAUCCAUUGUACUCAUAAUCCGAAUUGUGGAACUAUAACUGCUUUUUACAACUCCUUAAUAAUAAUAAUAAAUAUUGAGUUUAAAUAUAUCAAAAAACAAAAGCUACAAUGGAAAUGAAAAAAGUAAUGAAUAUAUUAGGGCCUGCUGUAUAAAACCUGAACUUAACAUCAAUCCUAUUAGUGUAACUAAUAAGAUGAUUAGAAGACAUAUUGGAAGAAUUACUAGCC